Messenger RNA from Parus major (Great Tit), 6037 nucleotides. It is a transcript of the gene MAP3K15, whose product is annotated as mitogen-activated protein kinase kinase kinase 15. The record is from RefSeq and is a predicted model, not a curated record. Gene Ontology annotation, biological process: protein phosphorylation; cellular response to stress; MAPK cascade. Gene Ontology annotation, molecular function: MAP kinase kinase kinase activity; ATP binding. Bases 2114 to 5518 code for a protein of 1134 amino acids. NCBI's taxonomy places the organism in Eukaryota, Metazoa, Chordata, Aves, Passeriformes, Paridae. The transcript has 27 exons.
AAUUACCCUGGCGUGAAAUUCAAGAUUCCGUGUCCCUUCAGUUAGAUUUCCCUCUGUAGACCUCCUCUGAGCUUUAAGGACAUUUAUGUAAGUUUUAAUAAAGAUUGCACAGCUUCCUAGUUUCUGUCAAAAUGAUUAUUAAUAAAAUAAAUAGCAAAUAUUCAGUUUUGCAGAAGAGGUGCCAUUAUGGAAAAAUGGACUGAAGGGAAGAGGAGAGAAAAUUACCUACGGAAAAUGCUUGUGCUUUGGAGUUUCUUUAGAUGUCACAUAAACAUUGGUUACUAGAGAAAUGAAAUUUCAAGGAUUUUCAAAAGCAAAAAAAUGCUUAAAUAAUAAUCUUUCCCCAAACCAGUAUAAUAGACAAAAUCCAUUGGGAAGUUUUUCUAUUUUGAGUCAAAAUUUUUUUGCUGUCCUUGAUAUUUUUUUUAAGGAAGUAAAUUUCAUCUGCUGCUACAGGCCCUUAAGAAAUUAUGAAUUAAAAAAAGUUCAUGAUUGAGUGGAGGAAAGAGUGAAAAAGGAACUUUAGAAAGCUGCUGGAGUCAGGAAGCAAAAUGUUCCUUUCGGCAAUAGCUCUAGGAUUGGUUGCACACUGAGGUGCGCACUAUGAUCCAUUCAAUUUGUUUGAAUGAGGCAUCAAAAAUACAAACUAGAACUUUGUACUGUGGAAAAGUUAUUAUACCAAGUACAGAACAUAAGGAGAAAGACUAGUUAGUUAUUCUUUAGUCUAUAAUAUGCCUGAAGAAAUUUUAAUAACCCUGUUAACUGCAUUCAGGGCAGGUGUUUAAAGGAAAGUAGGCUGGCUAUUAAACCAAAAGGUUUAUUAUGAUCGUAUACAUAGGCCUGUGGGCCUGAUGAAAUAUUUUUAGAGAUUUAAAUGGUUAUUUUUCAUGUAAUCCUGUAGCAGCUCUUAUAGUAAGCAGUGAAUAAUGUCUGGGCCAUGGAGCAGUCAUUAGCAAAAACUCUCCUUGAUCUAAAGGGAACUGGAUUGCAAUUUAUCCUUGCCACAAGGAAUUUUUAUGUUGAAAAAUGAUUUUUUUUAUUGUAAUUGGCAGAAAGCUUCUUCAGAGGUUUCAGUAGCUGUAUAAAUUAGACUGCAUAUACUGUUUCAAAGCAAUGAACAUAUAAGAAAACUAAAUAGAAAGAUUCUGGCACUUGGACUCAUUCUCCAGUUAAGUAGCCCCAGUGGAUUGGAAUGAGAGCCAAGACUCUGAAGUAUGAUUACAUUAUAUGAACUUAAUAAUCCAAAGAAGUAUUAUUGCAGAGUAGCUUUCCAUUUUUUUUAUUUUCUGAUUAUUUUUACAAAGUAUAAAAGUUUAUAUGUUAUGGUCUUUUAAUGAUAGAUUUGUAAAAAGGCCUGAGGUAGCAGAAGUAAAGAAGAUUGUAAAAGGGCACAGAAUGAAAGAGCAGGAACAUCUUAAAUUCAGUGAUUUUUCUUUCAGGGCAGAAAAUAGUACAAAGACAAUGGCUAACUGGGUAAAUGCUACUUUUAAUGCUUUUAAUAAUGAAAUAUGCCACUGUUACUUUAGCUAGUGAAAACUAAGGCUUUUAAAAUUUUUGUGGGAAAGUUGUUUUUUAUGCAAAUAUCACCAUCUUGAACAAUAUGUAAUGGUUGGAUUAUAGUUAACUACUCAGAUAAUGAAUCUGAGAGGUUCAUAAAAAUAAGACCUGAAAACGUCUUGAUGGUGACACAAGGAGAUGUACAGACAUAUAAAUCAUAUAAAUAAGAGAAAUCCAAAAAAUGAAAUAGAUAAGAGAAAUGCCGAAGUAUUGAACUGUUUUCUUUGCCUUGUAAAUAUAGUCUUGAUGUAAAUAUCUAUAUUCAUUUUCUGUUGUUUCUUUCUUUAAUUAUUUCUUUAUUCAUGUGUCAUGUCUGUCUUUUUGAUUCUUAUGGUGUUUUGUGGUGGUGUUUUCGUCUUUGUUGUUUUAUUUCAAUUUGGAGUAGGUCGCCAACUUCAAAGUUUUUCUUCGUGUUCAAGUGCCUCCUGAAUACCACAGUGGUAAUUUAAUAGGCAAAGCUUCAAGUGGCAAUUAUUAUUUUAUUCCAUACAUUGUAACACCUUGUGCUGACUACUUUUGCUGUGAAAGUGAUGCCCAACGAAGAGCCUCUGAGUACAUGCAGCCCAGCUGGGACAAUAUCCUGGGGCCAUUUUGUGUCCCACUGGUGGACAAGUUUCUCAGCCUUCUCAAGGAUGUCCAUGUUACAUCAUGUGCCUACUAUAAAGAAACACUGCUAAGUGACAUCAGAAAAGCUAGAGAGAAGUACCAAGGAGAUGAACUGGCUAAGGAGCUGGCCAGGAUUAAGCUUCGUAUGGAUAAUACUGAAGUGCUGACUUCUGACAUCGUCAUAAACCUGCUUCUUUCUUACAGAGAUAUUCAGGACUAUGAUGCUAUGGUGAAGCUGGUAGAAACACUAGAAAUGCUUCCUACCUGUGAUCUGGCUGAUCAACACAACAUUAAGUUUCAUUAUGCUUUUGCAUUGAAUCGAAGAAAUAAUGCAGGUGACAGAGAGAAAGCACUACAAGUUAUGCUUCAAGUCCUGCAGACAUGUGAUCACCCUGCUCCAGACAUGUUUUGCUUAUGUGGGAGGAUCUACAAGGAUAUGUUUCUCGAUUCUGACUGUAAAGAUAUCAGUAGCCGAGAUCAUUCCAUUGAAUGGUAUCGCAAAGGAUUUGACCUCCAGCCAACCCUGUAUUCUGGAAUUAACCUUGCAGUUUUGCUACUUGUUGCGGGACAACAGUUUGAAAGCUCAAUGGAACUGAGAAAAAUAGGUGUACGGUUAAACAGUUUAUUGGGAAGAAAAGGAAGCCUAGAAAAAAUGAACAAUUACUGGGAUGUGGGACAGUUCUUCAGUGUGAGCAUGCUGGCAAAUGAUGUUGGUAAAGCUGUACAAGCAGCAGAAAAGCUUUUUAAGCUGAAACCUCCAGUGUGGUACUUGAAAUCAUUAGUUCAGAAUCUGAUGUUAAUUCAGCGUUUCAAGAAAUUCACCAUAGAACAUUCUCCUAAACAAGAAAGGUUGACUUUCUGGCUAGAUAUAAUUUUUGAGGCAACGAAAGAAACAACUAAUGGACUGAGAUUUCCAGUUUUGGUGAUAGAACCAACUAAAGUCUAUCAGCCUGCCUAUGUUUCAAUCAACAGUGAAGCAGAUGAAAGCUCUCUGUCUUUGUGGCAUGUCUCUCCCGCUGAAAUGAAACAGAUUCAUGAAUGGAAUUUUACAGCUUCUUCCAUCAGGGGGAUAAGCAUUUCCAAGUUUGAUGAACGAUGUUGUUUUCUUUAUGUCCAUGAUAACUAUGAUGACUUUCAAAUCUACUUUUCUACAGAAAACCAAUGUAGUAGAUUCUGUGGUUUGGUGAAAGAAAUUUUGUCUGAUGCAGUUGGAAGUACUUUGGAACUAGAAGGAGAAAUAGAUGGAGACACAUUAGAGUAUGAAUAUGAUUAUGAUGAGAAUGGUGACAGGGUAGUUCUAGGGAAAGGUACUUAUGGAAUAGUUUAUGCUGGAAGAGACCUCAGCAACCAGGUCCGAAUAGCCAUCAAAGAAAUACCUGAGAGAGACAGCAGGUAUUCUCAACCUCUUCAUGAAGAGAUAGCACUGCACAAAUAUUUAAAACAUCGGAACAUUGUCCAAUAUCUUGGAUCUGUUUCAGAAAAUGGAUACAUUAAGAUUUUUAUGGAGCAGGUGCCAGGAGGCAGCCUCUCAGCUCUCUUAAGAUCUAAGUGGGGCCCAAUGAAAGAACCUACCAUUAAAUUUUACACCAAGCAGAUUCUGGAAGGCCUCAAGUAUCUCCAUGAGAAUCAGAUUGUACACAGAGAUAUAAAGGGGGACAAUGUUCUGGUGAACACCUACAGUGGUGUGGUUAAGAUAUCAGAUUUUGGUACUUCCAAACGGCUGGCAGGAAUCAAUCCAUGCACUGAAACAUUUACAGGAACCUUGCAGUACAUGGCUCCAGAAAUCAUUGAUAAAGGGCCAAGAGGAUAUGGUGCUCCAGCUGACAUCUGGUCCCUGGGCUGUACCAUUAUUGAGAUGGCAACAGGCAAACCUCCAUUUCAUGAACUAGGGGAGCCUCAAGCUGCAAUGUUUAAAGUUGGGAUGUUUAAGAUUCACCCUGAAAUUCCAGAAUCAGUGUCUACUGAAACAAAGACUUUUAUUUUGCUCUGUUUUGAACCCGAUCCUAGUAAACGUGUUACAGCAUCUGAUUUGCUCAGAGAUUCUUUUCUGAAGCAAGUGAACAAGGGCAAGAAAAGCAAAAUUGCAUUCAAGCCUUCAGAUUAUAAUCGGAACACAUCCCUCCCUCUGCCGAUCCAUGGGGAACAGGCUGGCAGCAGCAGCAGUGAGCACGGCUCUGUUUCACCAGACUCUGAUGUACAGCAUGACGUGUUCUUCGAAAGGCCAAAGAGAUCCAUCUCAGAGAUUCAGACAAAACAUCCCAUUUCUCAUUUACUAAGCGUCCCUGAUGAGGGCUCAGCCUUGGAGGACAGGAGCACCUCGCCGUCCGUGGACGAUAAGGAUUCUGGACUGUUCUUGCUGCGCAAGGACAGUGAACGCCGAGCAAUCCUGUAUAAAAUCCUUAAGGAAGAACAGGACAAAGUUGCUUCAAAUUUGCAGGAGUGUGUUGCACAGAGCUCUGAAGAACUGCACCUUUCAGUGGACCAUAUCAAGCAGAUUAUUGGGAUUUUAAGGGACUUCAUACACUCUCCUGAGCAGAGAGUGAUGGCUUCUACAAUAUCCAAAUUGAAAAUGGAUUUAGAUUUUGACAGUACUUCUAUCAAUCAGAUUCAUCUGGUGCUGUUUGGAUUCCAGGAUGCGGUGAACAAAGUAUUAAGAAAUCACUUAAUAAGACCGCACUGGAUGUUUGCAAUGGAUAACAUCAUCCGCCGUGCAGUCCAAGCAGCAGUCACUAUUCUUAUUCCAGAGCUUCACACUCACUUUGAGCCAGCAUCAGAAACUGAAGGUGGGGAUAAGGACGCUGAUGAAGUGGAGGAGAGUUUCCAGCCCUCUGAACAAAACGGAGCUGAGGAUGCUGCCAUCACAUCAGGGGUCAGCACCCUCAGUUCUGUGGUGUCACAUGAGGCUCAGCAGCAGCUCAGCCAGGAGCUGGGCAGACUUAAACACAGCACUGUAAGGCUUUUGGAAAACCUCGUUCAGAAGGAGAAAGAGUAUCAGACCCUCUUACGACAAUCCUUGGAGCAGAAGACUCAGGAAUUACACUUGCUUCAAUUAAAACUUAAACCCAAAGAUUCCCAGUGGUCUGCAGCGACUUCUAGAGAGAAUGCAGACCCUGAGCUCAUGAACUGGCUGAAACAACAAGGAGCAGACUUGGAUACCAUUAAGAGGUUUGCUGAAGAAGAUUACACACUAAGUGCUGUCCUUAAUGAUAUCACCAAAGAUGACUUGUGGUAUCUUCAGCUGCGGGGUGGUCUUCGCUGCAGGAUCUGGAAUGCAAUCCUAAACCACCGACAAACAUCUGGCAGGACCUCAGCUCAGGUCAACGCUUUGGAAGAUGAAAUGGAAAUAAGUAAAUGAAAUACACUCCCAGCAUUUAAAUUAUUAGAUGUAUAUAUUUAUAUGUACAGUGGCCUUGCAGGUUUUGCACAGUUAUGUAGCUUGUUUGACCAUCAGUGUAAUACACAGUCAAUAGUAACAGCUUUAAAGUCAGUGUCAAUGCAUUUAAGUUAUUUAUGACAAGACUAAUGCAUACAACGCCUGUCAAUGUAAUACAAAACAUCAGCUGGGGAAAAACCCACCUGAAUUGGCUUCAGCAUUGUGAAAACUAUGAACUUACACUGUGUUACAGUUCUGCUGGUUGAUGGUUUGAGCAGGAAAGGGAUAUGCUAGAGCAUGUCACCUUGUUGUAGAUGGAUUUAUACUGCUUUUUGUAUUAAAGCUACUCUCACUGAACUACUGAGAAAAGCCUUGUAUGAUGUUUUCAAUUAGUGACUUUCUGCAGCAAAACCAGAGCAUGUAAUGACAUUUGUGGUGGGAUUUCUGGGAAAGAGUUCAUGAAACAAAGCAAACAGAUCAUUAAAGAUUGGUAAAGUUUAA